UAGCCUCUCGCUGGUUGGCUGUCGGGGAGGCGGCGGCGGGAGCGGAGGGAGUGCGCGGUCCGGGAACCCCGUAUUCCCCGGGCCCCCCUCCGCCCCACGCAGCCGGGCCAUGGACACCAGCAGGUGGUGGACACUACUGGUACUGGCUGUGCUCCCCUCGCUGGGGGCAGGCGGGGAGUCUCCCGAAGCCCGAUCCGAAUCAUGGACCCAGCUGUGGUUCUUGCGCUUCUUGGUGAACGCUGCUGGCUAUGCCAGCUUUAUGGUACCUGGCUACCUCCUGGUGCAGUACUUCAAACGGAAGAACUACCUGGAAACAGGCAGGGGUCUCUGCUUCCCUCUGGUGAAAGCCUGUGUGUUUGGCAGUGAGCCCAAGGCCUCUGAUGAGGUUCCGCUGGCUCCUCGGACAGAGACAGCAGAGACCACCCCCUCUUGGCAGGCCUUGAAGCUGGUCUUCUGUGCCUCGGGGCUCCAGGUGUCCUACCUGACAUGGGGUAUACUUCAGGAGAGAGUGAUGACGCGCAGCUAUGGGGCCACAGGCACGUCACCAGGCGAGCGCUUCACGGACUCGCAGUUCCUGGUGCUAAUGAACCGCGUGCUGGCGCUGAUCGUAGCUGGCCUCUACUGCGUCCUCUGCAAGCAGCCCCGCCAUGGGGCGCCCAUGUACCGGUACUCCUUUGCCAGCCUGUCCAAUGUGCUCAGCAGCUGGUGCCAAUAUGAAGCACUCAAGUUUGUCAGCUUCCCCACCCAAGUGCUGGCCAAGGCUUCCAAGGUGAUCCCUGUCAUGCUGAUGGGAAAGCUGGUGUCCCGGCGCAGCUACGAACACUGGGAAUACCUGACGGCUGGCCUCAUCUCUGUCGGGGUCAGCAUGUUUCUCCUGUCCAGCGGGCCUGAACCCCGAAGCUCCCCAGCCACCACGCUCUCAGGCCUCAUCCUGCUAGCAGGCUACAUUGCUUUUGACAGCUUCACCUCGAACUGGCAGGACGCCCUGUUUUCCUACAAGAUGUCAUCAGUGCAGAUGAUGUUUGGGGUUAAUCUUUUCUCCUGCCUCUUCACCGUAGGCUCACUGCUGGAGCAGGGGGCCCUCCUGGAGGGUACUCGGUUCAUGGGGCGGCACAGCGAGUUUGCUGCCCACGCCCUGCUACUGUCCAUCUGCUCUGCAUGUGGGCAGCUCUUCAUCUUCUACACCAUUGGGCAGUUUGGUGCUGCAGUUUUCACCAUCAUCAUGACCCUACGUCAGGCCAUUGCCAUCCUUCUGUCCUGCCUCCUCUACGGCCACACUGUCACUGUGGUGGGGGGCUUGGGGGUGGCUGUGGUCUUUGCUGCUCUCCUGCUUAGAGUCUAUGCCAGGGGCCGGCUCAAGCAGCAGCGAGGAAAGAAGGCUGCGCCUAUGGAGCCCCCCGUGCAGAAGGUGUGAAGCACCAGGACCUUCUCACCACCGGGUUCGUUUCUGAGGCCCAGAGCUCAAGGGCGAAACAUGGGAUUUCUGUGUUAGGCCCCGUCAGUGGGGUGCAGGGAGUCCCAGAGACAGCCUUCCCUUUUGCCUUAAGACUCCCGCCUUCUACUAGCUUUCUGGGGAAGGCGACACUGGGAGGCAAGAGGUACUCUACAGGGCUCUGACCCCAAGCCUGUCCCUUACCCUCCCCUCAGACCCCCAGACACUCCUGGGCACAGCAGCAGGCUUUAUUACGGGUUCCAUGCUGCUUACCUGAUGGUGCCAUGCAAGGGGAGGGUGGUGCCCAGCACACCACCGCUGCUAAGCUCCUAGGGCCCUAGGCUCUGUUCCAGGAGCCACUUGCAGGUUUUGGUACUUUGGAAAUGUCACUUUUGCUUUUAUUAAAUUGCUGCAGUGGA
This is a messenger RNA of Jaculus jaculus (lesser Egyptian jerboa), 1851 nucleotides long. RefSeq names its product solute carrier family 35 member B2 (gene Slc35b2). NCBI's taxonomy places the organism in Eukaryota, Metazoa, Chordata, Mammalia, Rodentia, Dipodidae. Gene Ontology annotation, biological process: transmembrane transport. The transcript is spliced from 4 exons. The record is from RefSeq and is a predicted model, not a curated record. The coding region runs from base 110 to 1414 and encodes 434 amino acids. Gene Ontology annotation, cellular component: Golgi membrane; endoplasmic reticulum membrane. Gene Ontology annotation, molecular function: 3'-phosphoadenosine 5'-phosphosulfate transmembrane transporter activity.